GGAGAAUGCUACAAAUAGAAAGAAAAAACAGUUUGACUUGGUGUUUUGAAGUCAGUGUAGUCAAAGACAUGACAUGAAGAACACACUGGACGCCAUUAGAAAAUAUCUGUUAUUUGUUUUUCAGAAAACAUGGAGAAAGCAGCUGUCAGAGAGCUCAAUGCAGUUCUUGUGGGAUCAAGAAGCGCCCAGAAAUAUCAUGCUGGAAACAUAAUCCUGGGAAAAGAGAUGUUUGAUCCUGGAGAAGAAACAUGUUGUUGUGAGAGGGGAGAGGCGGAAGUAUGCGGGAGAAUAGUCUCAUUGAUCAAAGCCCCUGGUUGGCUGCGAGGAUACUGCCUCUGUGAUACAUCAGAACUUUACAAGACAGAAGCGAUUCUCAGUGUCACCAUGUGUCCACCAAAACUACAUGGUUUUAUCCUGGUGAUAAAUGCAGAAAUGCUAUUCAAAGAUGUUAACAAGAAGGCAACCCUGGAGCACAUGCAGCAUUUCUUUGGUGAGUCAGUGUGGGAUCACACCAUAGUGGUCUUCAUCCACAGAGGCCGCCUGGGCAAGACCAUUGAGCAAUACAUCAAGGGUGAAGGUGCACCACUGCAGUCACUUCUGGAGGCAUGUGGAAAAAGAUAUCACAGUCUUUGUGAUGAAGGCAAAGACAAUGACAUGAUGGUCAAGGAGCUGUUUGAGAAGAUUGACGCCAUGGUGGCAGCAAAUAGCUACUAUGAAAUGGACAGUACGCUAGUCCAAAGUGCUGAGGCAAGGAGGACCGAAGUGAACAAAAAAGCAGAGGAUCGGUGUCUGCAGUCACAUCAACAAAGGGAAACACUCAAAGCACUUCUGACAGAACCAAAACCCAGCCUGAGAAUCCUGAUGGUGGGGUGGGUGUUUUCUGGGAAGAGUGCUGCAGGAAAUAUUAUCACGAGAUCAGAUGUGUUUCCCUCUGGGGAAAGGACAGUGAAAACUUUAAAGCAACGUUGUGAGGUGGCUGGAAGAGAUGUUUUCAUUGUGGACACUCCAGGAUGGUGGAAGUUUUUCCCACCUGUGUUUAAUCCUCCAUCUUUGAAGUCUGAGAUGUUAGAAGGAGUGUCUCUCUGCUCUCCAUCACCAGAUGUCAUUUUACUGGCAGUGACACUUGACACAUCAUUUACAGAGGAACAAAGAAGAAUCACAGAAAGCAACAUGAGGCUACUUGGACAGAGAGUGUGGAGACAUGUGAUUGUGCUGUUUACAUUGGGGGACACUUUGGGGGACAAAACUGUCGAGCAGUACAUUGAAGGUGAAGGAAAACCUCUGCAGUGGCUUAUUGAGAAAUGUGGAAACCGGUAUCAUGUGUUUAACAAGAAGAGAGAAGAUGAUGAUGAUCAGGUGAUCAAGCUACUGGAGAAGAUGGAGGAGAUGGUGGCAGGAAACUACUUUUUUUACCUCAGUGCUAACCCAGAGGAUCCACAACCUGAGCAAGACAGAAGUGACGAAUUAAGUGAAACCAGAGACGAGAACACAACCAAGGAGGUCACAGAGCAACUUACCAUCGAAUGGGAUCGCAGGUACUGGGAGAAACAUCACAUCCUCAAAGGAAACAACAGCAUGGACUCAAGACCAAACAUGAGUGAAAGUAUGAAGUCUGGGAAUUCAGAAAAAGAUGAGAAAGAAAUUAAUUACCAAUAUGAAGAUGACGAGUUCCAGAAAAGAGCGACUGAAGAUGAAGUGGGAGCGAGCAAUGACAACCCAUAUAUCAGACUACUAGAGAGAGAAUGGAGCAGACGAGAAGCGGUGAUGGAACAGGCAGGAUGGAUACAUUUCUUCUCUGCAGAAAACAUGGAGAAAGCUACAGCUGUCAGAGAGCUCAAUGCAGUUCUUGUGGGAUCAAGAAGCGCCCAGAAAUAUUAUGUUGGAAACAUGAUCCUGGGAAAAGAGACGUUUGAUCCUGGAGAAGAAACAUGUUGUUGUGAGAGGGGAGAGGCGGAAGUAUGUGGGAGAAGAGUCUCAUUGAUCAAAGCCCCUGGUUGGCUGCGAGGAUACUGCCUCUGUGAUACAUCAGAACUUUACAAGACGGAAGCGAUUCUCAGUGUCACCAUGUGUCCACCACAGCUACAUUGUUUUAUCCUGGUGAUAAAUGCAGAAAUUCUAUUCAAAGUUGUUAACAAGAAGGCAACCCUGGAGCACAUGCAGCAUUUCUUUGGUGAGACAGUGUGGGAUCACACCAUAGUGGUCGUCAUCCACAGAGGCCACCUGGGCAAGACCAUUGAGCAAUACAUCAAGGGUGAAGGUGCACCACUGCAGUCACUUCUGGAGGCAUGUGGAAACAGAUAUCACAGUCUUUGUGAUGAAGGCAAAGACAAUGACACGAUGGUCAAGGAGCUGUUUGAGAAGAUUGACGCCAUGGUGGCAGCAAAUAGCUACUAUGACAUGGACAGUACGCUAGUCCAAAGUACUGAGGCGAGGAGGACCGAAGUGAACAAAAAAGCAGAGGAUCGGCGUCUGCAGUCACAUCAACGAAGGGAAACACUCAAAGCACUUCUGACAGAACCAAAACCCAGCCUGAGAAUCCUGGUGGUGGGGUGGGUGUUUUCUGGGAAGAGUGCUGCAGGAAAUAUUAUCAUGAGAUCAGAUGUGUUUCAUUCUGGGGAAAGGACAGUGAAAGCUUCAAAGCAACAUUGUGAGGUGGCUGGAAGAGAUGUUGUCAUUGUGGACACUCCAGGAUGGUGGAAGUUUUUCCCACCUGCGUUUAAUCCUCCAUCUUUGAAGUCGGAGAUUUUAGAAGGAGUGUCUCUCUGCUCUCCAUCACCAAAUGUCAUUUUGUUGGCAGUGACACUUGACACAUCAUUUACAGAGGAACAAAGAAGAAUCACAGAAAGCAACAUGAGGCUAUUUGGACACAGAGUGUGGAGACAUGUGAUUGUUUUGUUUACAUUGGGGGACACUCUGGGAGACAAAACUGUCGAGCAGUACAUUGAAGGUGAAGGAAAGCCUCUCCAGUGGCUUAUUGAGAAAUGUGGAAACCGGUAUCAUGUGUUUAACAAGAAGAGAAAAGAUGAUGAUGAUCAGGUGAUCAAGCUGAUGGAGAAGAUGGAGGAGAUGGUGGCAGGAAACUACUUUUUUUACUUCAGUGCUAACCCAGAUGAUCCACAACCUGAGCAAGAAAGAAGUGAUGAAUUAAGUGAAACCAGAGACGAGAACACAACCAAGGAGGUCACAGAGCAACUUACCAUCGAAUGGGAUCGCAGGAACUGGGAGAAACAUCACAUCCUCAAAGGAAACAACAGCAUGGACUCAAGACCAAACAUGAGUGACAGUAUGAAGUCUGGGAAUUCAGAAAAAGAUGAGAAAGAAAUUAAUUACCAAUAUGAAGAUGACGAGUUCCAGAAAAGAGCGACUGAAGAUGAGGUGGGAGCGAGCAAUGAGAACCCAUAUAUGAGACUAUUAGAGAGAGAAUGGAGCAGACGAGAAGCGGUGAUGGAACAGGCAGGAUGGACGCUUUUCUUCACUGCAGAAAAAUCCGAGCCAGAUGUUGAUCAAGUGCUGGAAUCAAGAGCAAAGGUGUCUGCAUGGUUGAAACAAUUAGAUUCAGGCUGUGGAGAUACUAUUUACAGUGUGGGGCCAGAGGAAGAAGCAGCUCAGCAACACUGACAUUUAGCAAAGUACUCAUUUAGGGCAAUCCCAGGCAUUUAUCAUUAAAAAUGUGUAUAUACAUAGUUUAUAUGUUUAAAAUUAAAUUUAUU
Molecule: messenger RNA, 3710 nt
Organism: Mugil cephalus (flathead mullet)
Lineage: Eukaryota; Metazoa; Chordata; Actinopteri; Mugiliformes; Mugilidae
Exons: 9
Coding region: 130-3618 (1162 amino acids)
Molecular function (GO): GTP binding
Source: RefSeq, a predicted model, not a curated record